This is a messenger RNA of Brachypodium distachyon (stiff brome), 1094 nucleotides long. RefSeq names its product 50S ribosomal protein HLP, mitochondrial. Gene Ontology annotation, biological process: translation. Gene Ontology annotation, molecular function: structural constituent of ribosome; large ribosomal subunit rRNA binding. Gene Ontology annotation, cellular component: ribosome; mitochondrial large ribosomal subunit. Lineage: Eukaryota; Viridiplantae; Streptophyta; Magnoliopsida; Poales; Poaceae. The record is from RefSeq and is a predicted model, not a curated record. The coding region runs from base 331 to 834 and encodes 167 amino acids. The transcript is spliced from 4 exons.
GCCGCCACCCCUCCCUCCCCAUCCCGCUGCCGGGCGCCGCAGACCCCUGCCUCGUCUUCUUCCACCGUAGUCCCCUUCGAUUCUCUCGCUCCCGACCUCCCAUCACCCCACGAACCCUUUAGCUCCCCGUCAUAAUCUUCCCCAAUUCGUAACUCAAGGUAGGGGUUGCUGUAGCUCAUAUAUCCUCCGCCCGUGCUGUAGCUCAUUGAUCCGUCCCUGAGCUGCUUGCCUAGCCCGAGAGCUGUGUGACAGGAGAUGGCGGCGUUCCUGAGGUCCAAGUGUUCGUCAGCUUGUUCCGAAAUAUGCGUUUGAUUCAACCCAUGUAAGAAGAUGAUAACUUGGGAGCCCGUAUCUAUUGGGCGUACCCUGAUGGGAAGCCUUGGAAACAAUCUGUAUGAGGGUGUUAACUCGUCUGUUGAAUCAGUGACAAGGCCAGCUCAUUGUGAUGCUAUCAGCCAGCAAAUCAGAACAUUCAUCCAGAUGAGAACCAACCUCAAGGUGGUAGACAACUCUGGAGCCAAGCGGGUUAUGUGCAUACAGUCCUUGAGGGGGAAGAAAGGAGCGAGACUUGGGGACAUGAUAAUUGGUUCUGUGAAGGAAGCACAACCUCGUGGCAAGGUCAAGAAAGGUGAAGUGGUCUAUGGGGUUGUUGUCCGUGCUGCCAUGAAGAAAGGACGCAAUGACGGCAGUGAGAUCCAGUUCGAUGACAAUGCCAUAGUCCUGGUGAACAACAAAGGUGAGCUGAUCGGCACUCGUGUCUUUGGUCCUGUUCCCCAUGAGCUUAGGAAGAAGAAGCAUCUGAAGAUCUUGGCGUUGGCUGAGCACAUAGUUUGAGUCCUUGCCUGCUUAGUCAUAUCGCUGUCAGUUCCUUGGAGUCGGGAUGUUUUGGUUGCCUCUUGUUGUUAGUGUAUUCUGCCUUUUAUUUUCAUCAUUCUGUGCACAAGAACGUACUCUAAAUUUUUCUGUUCACAAAUGUUCAGUUCGUACGUUUACAUGGUUUCCUAUGAUUUCAAUCCUGUGACUUGCAGACGAUGUACUCCCAUUUUGACCACCGUGUUAUUGAAAAAGAAAAGAAAACGCUUCCAUUUUCACCA